Molecule: messenger RNA, 1724 nt
Organism: Chenopodium quinoa (quinoa)
Lineage: Eukaryota; Viridiplantae; Streptophyta; Magnoliopsida; Caryophyllales; Amaranthaceae
Product: protein EMSY-LIKE 3-like
Exons: 10
Coding region: 259-1335 (358 amino acids)
Biological process (GO): defense response to fungus
Cellular component (GO): nucleus
Source: RefSeq, a predicted model, not a curated record
AACUUCCUAAUCCUCUUAUACUCUCUCUCCUCUCUAUAUAAACCACGCUUCUUUGAACUCAAUAAUUACUUCUUCCUGAAAUUCCAAUACAUAAAAAAGUAUAACAAAAAAAGUUAAUUUUUUUUUAGUUUCUAUUGCGCCGAAUUUUCUUCUUAUUCAAAAGCGUCAGUUUUUUUCCCCAAUUUUGAUUUCUAGGGUUUAUAGGGGUUUUGAAUAUUUGAUUUGAAGUGAAGAUUGAAGAAUUUGGUCAUUCUGGCUAUGGAUUACGAGCCUUGUCCUUCUGAUAUCAGUGAUACUGAUGAAGAUCUUCCUCCACAUCAAUAUAGAGUUCAGAGAGCACCCCACAUCGCAGAAAACGGAAAUUCAAUGCUAGGUUCAGGACCUUAUCGCAGAGUGCAGGGAGAUAUGGAGCACCAAAUCCAUCAUCUUGAAAAGGAAGCCUAUUGUGGAGUUCUUCGAGCCUUCAAAGCACAAUCUGAUGCAAUUUCUUGGGAAAAAGAAAGCUUGAUAACGGAACUCCGGAAAGAGUUGAGAGUUUCAGAUGAUGAACACAGAGAUCUUCUCGUGAGGGUCAAUAAUGAUGAUAUCAUUCGCAGAAUAAGGGAAUGGAGACAGGCUGGAGGGCAUCAGACUCUGAGUACAUCGCAUCCUAUAAAUGAUGUAUCCAGCCCAACUCCUGUUUCCCGCAAGAAGCAGCGAACAACACAAUCUGUUCCCAUAGCACAACCUCCAGCUGCAUCUGUUGGACCGCGAGGCAGAAAACCCAAACAGUUCCCAUACAGUAAUUCUGCUGCACAUGAAACCUCUAUGCCUGGAGAAGGUGAAGAGUUGGUGGGAAUGAAAGUGUUGACCAGGUGGCCAGAUGACAACCAUUUUUAUGAGGCCAUGAUUACUCGAUACAAUGCAUCUGAUGGCCGACAUGAGUUAGUGUAUGGUACUCAAACACAAGAUGAAUCUUUUGAGUGGGUUAAUCUCAAGGAGAUACCUUUUGAGGAUAUCCAAUGGGUGAAUAAAGAUCCUGGACUAUCUCAUAGAGGGGGCCCUGGAGAAAAGAGAUCAAUGAACAACAUUGGUGCAGUUCCAGGUGCUGGAAGAAAGCAGAAUAGGAGUGAGAUUCAGAAUGGCACUGGAAAUAUGACAGAUGACAUUGAGAUUCUCCAUACUGAUACAUUGAUUAAGGAGGUUGAAAAGGUAGUUGCUGCAAGUAAUCCUGACCGCCUUGAAAUUGAGAAGGCGAAGAAAAUGCUGAAGGAACACGAGCAAGCACUUGUCAAUGCAAUCUCAAGGCUUACAUAUGUAUCAGAUGGUGACAGUGAACUGACUGAUAUGCAUUGACUUCAACCAGAUGGAGAUCAACAAUACUAGCGUAGCAAAUCAGAUACUUGAGUGCAUCUGGAGUUGGCAAUUAGCAAAAGCCUACAUAUUAGCAGUUGCUUAAGGUAGAAUGCAAGUUGCGCGCACAAUCGAGCUUUAUCUUUGAAUCUGAGGCACGUUCCACAAUUGACUUGCUGCUGGUCCUUGUGAUUGUUUUAGAACAGAUGAACUGGGAAAUUCUUUUUUAUAAUGAGCAAGUAGUGAUCAGUAAAUUGUACAAGUAGGUUCCAUGUGAAAAUAAAUAAUAUUUUGAUUUGUAUUUAUAGAUAGUAGGUAGUUUUGCAGGAUUAACAAUGUAAUUUUUGUUGAUUUCUAGAUUAUGCAUUUUAAGAACAAUGAGAGUGCAAUUA